This is a messenger RNA of Stylonychia lemnae, 2580 nucleotides long. The record is from the annotation of a GenBank genome assembly. Lineage: Eukaryota; Ciliophora; Spirotrichea; Sporadotrichida; Oxytrichidae.
AUGAGCGAAAUUAAAGAAUAGAAAAGUGAUUAAAAGCCUUAGAAAGUCGAAAAACCAAGACUUAUGAUCACUAAGCCAAAAGAGGAUAUCGAGUUAUUUACUCCAACAUUGAGAAAGAAAACUUCUCCAGGCAAAUUAUUAGUCCAAGAUUAAGCGAUGGAUGAAAAUGAAAGACAAGCUUUUCUUGAGUAAUAAAUGGAGGCUUAUAGAUAGGAAAGGAAGCUUAAGAAAAGCAGUAAAAACUAGCAUUAGCAGCAAGAGCAAUCAAUGUCAGAUAUACAUAUUGAAGAGCCAAUUAAAAUAGAAGUACCUGCAUUGCAAAUAGAGAGAGAGCAAAAGAAUAUCAGGUAUGACCAGCUUCCAUCUAUCAGUAGUGUUGAUAGCAAAAUAAAACAGUAAGAGGAGAUGGCUAAGGCUGAAUCGAUUAAAACAGUACAAUAAAAGAAUAAAUCAAAAAGUUAGCAACAGAAAAAGGAACCACCCAAAAAGAGGAACUUUAAAGUUUCAGAUACAACUGAGAUUUCAGAUCAAAUGCUAGGUAUCUACACUGGUUUUAUUAAGAAAAAACUGGGACUAGAGAAGAAGGUAUCAAAUAAUGAGAUGUAUAUAUUCAAGUAUCAUACUUAGUUGCAAACUAAGAAGCAAAGAGCUUAAAGUCUAAAUGAUAAGCUGAAAGAUACUCCAAUGAAAAAUAAUAAGCUCUAGGCUUUGAAUUAGCAAGAUUAUGGUGACUAUACUAGAAACAUUAUGGAUAAAAGAUCUUUUGAUUCUAACAAGAAAGUUAAAUUCAUUGAUCCUAGCCAAGAAAUAAAAAAUCUGCUGGAAAAAAAUGCAAUCGUACCCUAGCAUCAAGCCUCGAAGAGUGCUAUGGAUUCAAUAUAUCAGAAAAAUGAUAGUUUUAUGUAAAAUCUUAACCAGCAGGUCAUAAUGAAUUCUACCAUGUCAACUGGAGUAGAAAAUUUAAGUAGAAAUUAAAGAAAUACAAGAUCAAUCUUAAAGAAUUAUAAAACUGUUGAACAAGCAAAUAUGUAAAUUCCUAUGAAUGCUAAACUGUAACCACUUUCUACUAUGUUUAAUUUCAAUCCAAAUGCUUCAGCUUUUAGCAGUUUAUCUUAAGCUGUAGAUUCAAGUAGAUAGAAUAGAUAGACUUAAUUUGGUAGUCUCAAAGAUAAUCUUAGAGGUAAAAGUAAUAAAUCUGAAUUUCAUAAUAAAUCAUUCUUUGAUAGAAUGCCUAAAAGUUCUCUUAAUCACCACAAUGACUUUCUUGAGAUAUCUAUAAAAGAAUAAUAAUAGGAUUUUAGUGACAACCAACCUUUGAGAACUUUUGAUAGACAGCAGAUAGAACUUAGGCAAAAACUAAGAAAAAUAAUUGAUAGUUCAGAGGGAAGGUCCACAGUUAUGGAUGCAGUAUCCUCUCACACCACAGAUUUGCUAGAAAGCAAUAUUAAUAGGCAAUCUCCAGAUUUUUUCCAAGGAAUAUUCUAGUCAGAUGAAUCAAAUACAGUUAGAGUCGCGAAUAGCAAUUAAUUUAGGAGAUUAACAAAGCUAUUUAACUAGUUUUAUGACAUAGAGAGGAUCUAUGAUAUUGAAGAUCUCUCUGAGAUUGAGAAAUAAAAACUGGAGAAAAAAAUGAAGCAAAAGUAAGAAGGUAUCAAACUUAUGCUAAUGUCAGACAUAAAUAAUGACUUUGGAAAUAAAAAGGGAAUGAUUAAUCAAACUAAGAUGUUCAAACUCAACGAUAUGUAAUUCUAUGUAGAACAUAUUAACAAAAUGCUUUUCAAGACUAAAGACCCUUGGCUUUACAAAAAAUAUCAGGCUUAUCAAAAGCUGCUUGAGAAUAAAAGACUUUAAAGCUUUGAAAAUGAGCAUGAAGACCCAGAGGAAACUCGUAAAAGAAUAUAAAACGAGAGGACAAAUGUAUUUCAAAGAAUGAAAGCUGAUUAUGAGAAUAAAUCGAAGUAACCGACAUAAUAGCCUAAUACUACAAACUUAUCAAAAUCAACUCUUCAUCAUUCCUCUGUGGGGACCUUUGGAGAAAAAAAGAAUAGUGCUAGACAGGCUAAUAAUUUAGGAGUCUAAUCUCAACUUAACAAAUAUGAUUCUUAAACUUAGAUAUCUGAAGCUGCAGUUACACCUCAAUUGAUUAAAUAAGUCAGUUUUGGAAAAAGUAAAAUUCCUAAAGUGGACUAAGGUUUAUAAGAUGAUGAUGAAACCCUUUAAGCAAAGUUACCAAGGGUUGCUAAUAAAUCUAGUCCAAGAAAUAAAAAGUCUUCAAAUAAACUAGUAGAAGAAAAUGGCGAGUCAGAUACAAUGCUAUCUGACCAUAGCUAGAGAAAAGAAAGAAGCAGAAACGAUCUCUCAUACUAGGAUGCUGAUAAUUAUAAAACUUAAGAUAAGACUUCACAAUCAAGAUUUUUGCUGAAGAUGAGCAAAAUAAGGGAAGGUGAUGUGAUUGAUGAAAAAAUAAAUGUACUAAGAUAGCAAGUAUUUUAGAUUAAAAAUUAAAGUGAGAAUGUAGAUACUCAAAGAUCUUAUAACUAGUUGAGUACAAGGCUAAAGUAGUCAAAUCAUCAUUUAUGA